GCAGAGCUAACUGCAGCCGCCCGCCUCUGUCAUUGGGAGACAGUCCACUUAAAUGCGGCUCCAGGGUUGCGGGACACCCACCAGCAUCACUCCCCGUGUGAGGUGGCAAAUGCAACAUGCUGUCCAGCUUGGGGUGUCUGCUUUUCUGUGGAAGUAUUGCACUAGCCCUGGGAAAUGCACAGAAAUUGCCAAAAGGUAAAAGGCCAAGCCUGAAAGUCCACAUCAAUACCACGAGCGACUCCAUCCUCUUGAAGUUCCUACGUCCAAAUCCAAAUGUAAAAUUAGAAGGUUUUCUCUUGGGAUAUGGCAGCAACUUGUCACCAAACCAGUACUUCCCUCUUCCAGCAGAAGGGAAAUUCACAGAGGCUGUGGUCGAUGCGGAGCCUAAAUAUCUGAUCGUUGUGCGGCCUGCUCCCCCUCCGAGUCAGAAGAAGUCCUGCUCAGGUAAAUCACGCUCUCGCAAACCUCUCCAGCUGGUGGUUGGCACUCUGACACCAAGCUCCGUAUUCCUGUCCUGGGGUUUCCUCAUUAACCCACACCACGACUGGACGUUGCCAAGUCACUGUCCCAAUGACAGAUACUAUACAAUUCGCUAUAGAGAAAAAGAUAAGGAAAAAAAAUGGGUUUUCCAACUCUGUCCCGCCACCGAAACAAUCGUGGAAAAUCUAAAACCCAACACAGUUUAUGAAUUCGGAGUGAAAGACAAUGGAGAAGGUGGAAUUUGGAGUAAGAUUUUCAAUCACAAGACUGUUGUUGGCAGUAAAAAAGUAAAUGGGAAGAUCCAAAGCACCUAUGACCAAGUCCACACAGUGCCAGCAUAUGUCCCAAGGAAGCUAAUUCCAAUAACAGUCAUCAAACAAGUGAUUCAGAAUGUUACUCACAGGGCUUCAACUAAAUCCCCAGAUAAGACUUCCUUUGGAGGAACAAUACUGGUCCAUCUUAUUAUUCCAGGCCUUAAUGAAACCACUGUUAAACUUCCUACAUCCAUAAUGCUUGAGAUUUCCGAUGCAAUCAAGACACAGUUAGCUAAGAAUGAAACGUUGGCAUUACCUGCUGAAUCUAAAACACCAGAUGUAGAAAAAAUCCCAGCACGGGCCAUAACAGUGACACCUGAGUCAAUGCCAAGGACCACAAAGCCCACUGUGUCUAGUGCACUAGACUUUUCAGAAAAAACACUAGUUCUCAGCGAAAGGACGCCGGAAAUCCUGCAAACUAUUCUAAUACCUAGGUUUGAAUUGCCCCUGAGCACUCUAGCUCCGAAAAGGCUUCCAGAAUUUCCUCAGGCAAACACACCCUUCCCCUUUGAGAAGCCUGAGGGCACUCUGGCUUCAAGUGGAAAGCCAUGGAUUGUGCCUACAAGUAAAACAUCAGAAGAUUCCAAACUUCUCUCACCUCGAACUGCCACUUAUGAUGUUUUCUCAAGCCCUGCGACAUCAGAUGAGCCUGAAAUGUCAGAACCCCACACAGCAACAAGUGAUCCAUUUCUGGAUUCUGUCCCACCUAAAACUUCUAGAACUCUUGAACAGCCAAGGGCAACACUGGCUCCAAGUGAAACACCAUUUGUUCCUCAAAAAUUGGAAAUUUUCACAAGUCCUGAAAUGCCACCUACAACACCUGCUGCCCAGCAAACUACGUCUAUCCCUUCUACACCUAAACGACGCGUCAGGCCCCAAACACCAAGAACCAAACCUGAAAGAACCACAAGUCCUGGAACAGUUACACCUAAAAUUCCUAAAAUCCCUGAAUCUACACAGACAACACUGGCUCCCAGUAAAACACCAUUUAUUUCUUUGAAACCUAAAAUUCCUCUCACCCCAGAAGAGACAUCCACCAAACCUGCUCCACCAAAGACCAAACGACCAGGUCGUCGCCCCCGUCCUAAAACCACACCUAGUCCAGAUGUGCCCAAGUCCAAACCUGUUCUGGAACCUGCUACAGUACCCCCGGAGCCUUUGGUGCCCACAAUCGCAUCAAAACCAUCCAAAAGACCUAAAACCACACGUAGACCAGAUGCACUUCAAAUCCAGCCUGAUUCAAAACCACCAAAGCAAUUACUUCCUAAACCCCAAACCCCAGCACAACCAGAUAUGCCACCAACUAAACCCGUCUUUGAGCCUGUUACAUUGGAGACUGAAGCUCCCUCCCCAACCAUAGUUCCUGCCACAGACCUUGAACCUGUAACUCUGAGAAUUGAGACUCCCAUGACAACGUUGGCUCCAAAAACUUCACAACGACCAAGGACACGUCGUCCACGUCCCAAACAUAAAUCCACACCGAGCCCAGCUACAUCUCAGAGCAAACUAGCUACAACAACAAAGAGACCUCGUCGUCCACGCCCCAAAGCUAAAACCACACCCCAUCCAGAAGUACCUCAGCCCAAACUGGUUCCUACCACUAUCUUUGAACCAGUUAUACUUAGAACCGAGGCUCCAGUGACCACACUAGCUCCCAAAGUGUCUCAGCAAACUCAUCAUCCACCUCCCAAACCUGAAACCACAGGGAGUCCUGAAGCCCUUCAGACUGAACUGGUCCUUGAAGCAGUCACUCCUAUGAAAGAGGCUCCAGGGACUGCAUUUGUUCCUGUGACAGACCUUGAACCUGUUACUCUUAGAACUGAGACACCUGGGACAACAUUAGUUCCUGCUACAGUUCUUGAACCUGUCACUCUUAGACCCAAGACCCCAGAAACAACAUUAGCCUCCAAAACAUCACAACAGACACGUCGUCCACGUCCCAGACCAAAAACCCCACCAACUCUUGAAGCAUCUGAGUCCAAACCAGUUCCUACUGCAGACCUUGAACCGGUUGUGUUGAGAACUGAAACAUGGGUAACAACACAAGCUCCUAAAACAUCAAAACGGGCCCGUCGUCCACGUCCCAAACAUAAAACUACACCAACUUCUGAAGCACCUAAAAAAAAACUGGCUCCUACUACAGAUCUUGAACCUGGCCCUCUUAGAACUAAAGCUCCAGAAAUCGUGGUUCCUCCUACAGCCCUUGAACCCAUCACUCUUAGGACAAAGGCUCCAGAAACUACAUUAGCUCCUAAACCAGCACAACGAACCCGUCGUCCACGUCCCAGGCCUAAAACCACAUCAAGCCCUGAGGCAACUCAGACCAAACAGGCUCCCACUGAACUGCAAACUCUUAUUUUGAAACCAGUGACAUCACCAAGCCUAGAAAUGACACAGAGCCAACCUGUUUCUGAAGUCCUGGAAUCGAUUACAUUAAGCACUGAGUCAUCAAAGGAAGCUCUAGCACCAACUGUAACAGAUUAUCUGUAUCCCUCUGCCAAAGCACCACUCAGUCCAGAGGAACCAAAGACUGGAGUUGUGGAAUCUAUUACAAAUGUGUCUGAACCACCUGAGACCACACUAGCUCCCAAGCAAGCACCGCGUGCUCCUCCCAAACCAAAAACAUCUCCACAUCCAAGAAUCCCACAAACCCACCCAGCUCACGAGGUGUCCCAGCCUAUUACUUCAAAGCCAAAAGCAUCACCAAGUCCAGAAGUAUCAUAUACUCUGCCUGUUCCAAGAGAUGUGCUCCUUCCCCCUAAACCAGACCCUGAAGUCUCUCAGAGCGAACCUGUUCUGCAACCCGUUACCUUUAGACUUGACCUACCAGAGACAACAAUAGCUCCUUUAGAGACACGAGGCAGCCCUUUUAUACCCAUGAUUUCACCAAGUACUGGUGAAGAGGAACUGCAGACUACUCUGGAAGAGACCGACCACUCCACUCAGAAAUUCUUCACAACUAAGAUUCCACUAACAACUGAAUUGGUGACAACUCAGGCACCACACAGAUUGUAUACUACUCCUGUGAGGCCCAGAAUACCGGACAAAGCACACAUCAGACCCGUUCUGAAUAAGACAACUACAAGACCUAGUAGACUCAAACCCAGUAAGACACCCAAAGGGAAUGGAAUGGGAACAGGGGUCAAGCAAGCCCCAAAGCCAUCAGGUGCUGGUAAAAAUGUGUCCAUGGACUCUACACACUCCACCAAAAAACCAGCCGCAGUCCCAGGCACUCGCCGCCCUCACUUGUCACCUAGACCUGUGCCCUCACGAAGAAAACCUUUACCACCAAAUAAUGUCACUGGCAAGCCAGGAAGUGCAGGAAUCAUUUUAUCGGGCCGAGUAACAUCUCCACCCUUGAGGGCCACACUUGGUCCUACGGAAGCCCCUUCAGAGAGAACAGAGACAGAUGAAAAGCAACCAACAGCUCCUGCAUCAGGAGAAGAUCUUGUUAAUAUAACUGACUUUAGCUCAAGUCCAACAAGAGAAACUGAUCCUCUUGGGAAGCCCAGAUUCAAAGGUCCUCAUGUGCGAUACAUCCAAAAACCUGAAAACAGGCCCUGCUCCAUCACUGAUUCUGUCAAACGGUUCCCCAAAGAGGAUGCUACUGAAGGGAAUGCCACCAGCCCACCGCAGAACCCACCUACCAACCUCACUGUGGUCACUGUGGAAGGGUGUCCCUCAUUUGUCAUCCUGGACUGGGAUAAGCCACUAAAUGAUACCGUCACUGAAUAUGAAGUUAUAUCCCGAGAAAAUGGGUCAUUCAGUGGGAAGAACGAGUCUGUUCAAAUUACAAAUCAAACCUUCUCCACGGUAGAAAAUCUAAAACCAGAUACAAGCUAUGAAUUCCAGGUGAAACCCAAAAACCCACUUGGAGAAGGCCCCCCCAGCAACACGGUGGCAUUCAGCACUGAAUCAGCGGACCCAAGAGUGAGCGAGCCAGUUUCUGCAGGAAGAGAUGCCAUCUGGACUGAAAGACCCUUUAACUCAGACUCUUACUCAGAAUGUAAGGGCAAACAGUAUGUCAAACGGACGUGGUAUAAGAAGUUUGUAGGGGUGCAGCUGUGCAACUCUCUCCGCUACAAGAUUUAUCUGAGUGACUCCCUCACAGGAAAAUUUUAUAACAUAGGCGAUCAGAGAGGCCAUGGAGAAGACCACUGCCAGUUUGUGGACUCGUUUUUAGAUGGACGCACAGGACAGCAACUCAGUUCUGACCAGUUACCCACCAAAGAAGGCUAUUUCAGAGCAGUUCGUCAGGAACCUGUCCAAUUUGGAGAAAUAGGUGGUCACACCCAAAUCAAUUAUGUCCAGUGGUAUGAAUGUGGGACCACAAUUCCUGGAAAAUGGUAGAUGCUACAAUCAGAAUCAAAAGUGCCUUCUGUUUUAUCAUGGGAAAAAAAUAAUUGGAAACAGUAUUUGUCACAUUCAUUUAAAGCUGUUAUGUUUACUAUGUAUUAAAGUUUAAUAGCAAUAGUAGAUGUUUAUUAGAAAUAUUGCUGAGAAUAUUUAUCAGGUUUUACAAAAUCAUUUUAAGAAAACAAGAUAUUGACAUUAACAGAAUAACAUUUUUAGGGAAGCUGGCUCCCUACUCAUGGUAUUUUAAGAGAUCAUUUGUAUAUUAUUUAUCACUCUGUUGUAAUGAUGUUUUGAGAUACUUUUAUAACAAAUUUAACAUCAAAAACUAAUAUACUUUUUAAAAAUAUAUUUCCUUUUAUUCAAGUGUAUUCUUCUUACUGGUGAGUUAAUGCCAUAAAUCUCAACUUGGUUUAACUUAUUAGAUCAAAUUAUCUUGAGCAUUUGCAUCUGGGGGAAUAAAGGUCCUAAUAUUCAUGUUUAUUUAAACUUUAAAUUUUUAGCAAUAGCUAAAUAGCUUUUCUGAAGCAUUUCAAUAGUUAACCAUUCAUGCCAAUAUACAUUUCUUUAAAUCUGUGCAAAUUACUAAAAAGCCUGCUUGAAUCAUUAUAUUUGAUUUCAGCUGCAAACCGAAGAGAAUACCUGAUCUGUUCAAUUUCAAAAUAUACACUUGGUUCUUUACCCAUAAAUAUGCUACAAUGUCUGAAUGUACUUUGUCAAACUACCCUUUAACCAGGGAUUUGUCUUCAUACUGUUAAGAGAAUUCUAAUGAAGCUAUACGUAGAGACUGAAUGUGAAGUUUGAGCACAAAUACCCCUACAUUUUACAGGUACUUCCUGUUUUUAGACCUCUAGGAAUGAAUGUAUCGGAAAAUGUUUUCGUAAUUUUGUCUAACUCAACCUGUAAUGAAAAUUUAAAAAAAAAAAAAGUCCUUCAUUUGGGGAGGGACAUGGGAAUGCUGCAUUGUUGCCCUCUUUCUGAAAGGACCUUUCCUCUGCUUACCCUUCAACAUGCUUCAAGUUUAUCAAUGCUACAUUUUGUAUUUUUCAAGCAAGUAUAAACUCUGCAAUAAAGAGAUGUAGUUUUUUUAA
This is a messenger RNA of Mustela lutreola (European mink), 6238 nucleotides long. RefSeq names its product ABI family member 3 binding protein (gene ABI3BP). Gene Ontology annotation, biological process: positive regulation of cell-substrate adhesion; extracellular matrix organization. The transcript has 62 exons. The coding region runs from base 117 to 5144 and encodes 1675 amino acids. Gene Ontology annotation, molecular function: protein binding. Lineage: Eukaryota; Metazoa; Chordata; Mammalia; Carnivora; Mustelidae. The record is from RefSeq and is a predicted model, not a curated record.